Messenger RNA from Panicum virgatum (switchgrass), 2836 nucleotides. RefSeq lists its product as uncharacterized. The coding region runs from base 1577 to 2257 and encodes 226 amino acids. The record is from RefSeq and is a predicted model, not a curated record. The transcript has 7 exons. Lineage: Eukaryota; Viridiplantae; Streptophyta; Magnoliopsida; Poales; Poaceae.
UUCUGACCUUAUUCUUUAGCUAUCCUCCAGUUCCUCACUUCAAUCACUCCUUCACAGAGCUGAGCUUCGACCCUAGCCGGCAAAAGAAUCAUUCACUUCGAUGGCGGCCUCAACCCCUGAGAUUCGGAUGGCGGCCCCAAGUCUCGUCCCAUCGGUCCUAUGGGCAACGGGGACCCAAUCAAUUUUAUCAUCGAAGAAACCCAACAGAUUCCAUUCAGAGCAUCUGUUGUUGACAUUAGCUCUUGGAGUAAUGCUUUUAGGAACUGACCUCAUAUCCUAGUUGGGUGGCGGGAUUGGCUUUUAAGAGUCAGAGAGAAAAAAGGCAAAUCCUGGGUAGAUGCAGAAAUUCAUCAAUGCAUUACUCUCUCUCUCUCUCUCUCAGUAAUGGAGAAGAAUGAAUCAAUACUGACGGCUGUGUUAUAUUUCUGGUCUAAUUCUGCCAAUGCUUUUAUAUUUGGUCAUGGGCCAAUGAUAAUUACCCUGGCUGAUAUUUUUGUGUUAACUGGGUUAAAUGUUACUGGCUCAGUUAACCCUCAUGAUUUCCUGGGGAAAGGAUGUAAGUCCUUGGGUAAGAUUUCUGAUUUGAACACCUGGCCUGUCUAUAUCAAAGAAUUUUCCAAGACCACCACUUCUGUGGAUGAAAAGAGCAUAUUGCUUUUCUGAAUAUGUGGCUUGAAAAAUUCUUCUUUUGUGGAACUGCUCUUGGACCAACCAAUAGCUGCAGGAGACAAGAUUCAGAUGGGAAAAUUACUCCUUGGUGCCUUCUACAGUUUGAUGAAUAGAGUGACAGCAAAACUCCUGACAAAUGAGAAGGUUGGUCUUGUUCCAGGUCCUUAGUGGUUGCUCCAACUUUGGCUGAAUUUGUAUAUGUACAAAUUUGUGAGGCCCGAUCUUAGAGAACAAUCUUUUCCUGGCUUUGAUUACUCGGAGUGCUCUAAGAAGCCCAAUAGAAGGAAAAGAGGUUGUACCACCUAUGGUGAAGCAGCUUCUUCUUAUUCUGUAGAUUUUUCAAGAGGAAAAUUCUUCAAACUAUUCUACAGAGGUUUCACUGAAGAAUUUUUGACUUGGCUGCCAUAUAUUGAGGACCAGGACAACAAUCUACAUCUGCCAGUAGAUUUCAGAUUUGAAGCUGAUGAUCUGGACGAUGUGGCUACAGGCAUUUUCAAUUGCUUCCUUAAACCCUGCGCUCUUCCUGUGUGAAUUUCAGACAUGGCCAAAGCAAGAUUCCAAAUGACCCUGAAUCAUCUCCUUCCUACGAGUUCUACAACCCAAGCUUCUCAGCUCGGCAAUUCGGCCUUGGUCAGCUUCCUCCUUCUCUCUUCUUUGUGAAUAAGCUCAAACCAAGAGAAAUACUCAACAAUUCUUUGGAAGCAUGGAAGGUUUUCGAUCUUGGCUCGAGCUUUUCAACGUACCAUCUCCACCAGUGGGUAAAGGUCAAAGAUACACAUCUUUCUUUGAUGGAUGAUGGAAUGAAUGGAAGGCACAUUUGUUCUGCAAAGCUGCUCAUCCAUUAUGCAAGAAACUAGAUGCAUCCUAUGAGUCUGAAGGAGAGGAUGAAGAACUUGAAGCACCAUCUAUGGACAAGAGGAACAGACCUGUGCAUUAUUUGAUUCCUUGUCCAAGAACAAGGCUAGGUUCUACUGCUCCUUCUUUGAAGACUUUCAUGAACACAUAUGCUGCUCAACUUCAGCCUCAAAAACGGCAAAUAUCGAGUACUGAAAGUCCUCCAGAAGAACCCAAGAGAAGGAAAACUAGAUCAUCCAAGAAAAUCCAGGAUGACAGCACUACUUCUAAAGCAGCUUCUCCAAUUCCUCAAACUCAAGUAGAAAUUUUGGAGACAGAGGAUGCGGUGCAAAAAGCCAAGGGAAAUAGUGUUGAAUCUCCUGGGAUAGACCUCCUUGCUAAUCAGGCUAUCAAUCUCUCAAGUCAAAGUCAAUCUGAAGAUAUGGCUCCUGAGAACAUUGAUCCUCCACCAUUUUCUGAUCAUGUGGCUUAUCAUGAGCCAAGCCCACAAGAAGGAUGUGAAGCAUCAUCGGCUAAUCCUUAUGAAAAGGCUCCUUCUCCCUCAUUACCAGACUAUGGCAUAGAUAUUUCCAAAUAUUUUGAUGAGAAAGAAGUUUCUUCCCUCCUUAUGGCUAAGGACAAUCUUGUUGCAUCAUCGUUGAACCAAUUAAGGGACAUUUUUGCCUCUUCUCCAAAGCACGGUAGAUUUGGUCCAAAAUUCUCAGGCUAUCAGCCGAAUUAUUGGAGAAGUUAAGGAUUUCCUUCCUUUAGCUCUUCUAGGACCAAUCACCAAGAUCUCUGCCAUUAAUGUUGAAGUCCCAAGAAUAAAGAAGGCUCAAGGUACUAAUCAUGAGCAUAUUACUCUGUCAGAGGAGAAGACCUCAAAUAUAGAGAAUGUCAAAGCCCUGAGUUCUUCUUUGGAAAGCCCUCAAAAAUCUACUGAGGAAAUAAAGCCAGAUCUUGCCACUCUUCAAGCAAAAAAGGCUGCAUUGGAAAAAGAACUUUAGGAGGUAAAUGUUGCCAUAAAUCAGAAAGAAUCAGCCUUGGCACCAAUCACAAAUGACUUGAAGUUGAAGAAAAAGGAGUUGGCCGACUCUGUCCAAGCAGGCAGACAGAUUAUGAAGAAUCUGAAGACUCUGUCUGCAUCUCUAGCUGAUGAUAAAGCUUUAUUAGCCCAAAUUGAUUCUUCCAGGAAGAAUGCCUUUGAUGCAUUAACAAACUUCUUUGGGCUAUAAUUUAAUACUUUCUGUAAUAGUUCUUGUUCCCCUAAAUGCUCUGAACCUUGUACUAUUGUUUCAGUAUUAUUCAGUGAUGUUAUCUUGUUUUCUCUGCA